GUGAUUUUUCAUUGCAACAUUACCAAUUAGAGUAAAAACUGUAGAGAAAAUGCAGGCAGGAUUUCCGAAAGCUGAUAUCAACACUCUUCCAAAAGUAGAUUUUUUCAUGGUCCAGGAGUUUUUAUCGACCAACGAUAAAUUUCGAGAUGCUCACAAACGUGGAAAAAUUGAAAGGUCCAGUAAUCCCGAUUAUCUCAACUCUGCUAUCGGCAAAGUUCAGUACAAAAUUAAUAAUGGUGUGUAUACCGUUACAGCUCGAGUUGUUCCUGAGCAUAAAGUUACAAAAAAACAAUACACCGUAGUUGCAAUUAUCGAUACUCAGCUCGAUGAGAUUCAAGACGUUUAUUGCGAAAGCGAGAACGAUGGCUGCAAAGCAGCAGCUGGUGGAUGUAAGCAUGCAAUAGCAUUCUUAUGUUUCCUCUACGAGAAGUAUUCGUCCCCGUCUCCAACGGAUGGCACUCGUUUGUGGAAAGUGCCACAAUUAUCGCGGGUCAAUGAGAACCUUGAUAAUUUUGAUAUCAGCAAGUAUUCUAAGUCGGGUAUUAAAAGAAAAAGCGAAAACGUAAGUGGAAGAUUCGUCCAGGCGCUGUUAGAAAAGUAUCCUAAAAAGCAUACAAACACUGUCUUAAAAUAUAUUAAACCAACUUCUCAAAGUGAUCGUUGUUCGAUGCAUUACCUAAUGUUGGAAUACAAAAGGUCUCAAGGUAUUUCCGAUUGGAAGAAGUUCAUUUCUUAUUGCAAAAGGUCUAUGACAGUACAAGCUUGUACUACAAAUAAGAUCAACACUAGGGGACAAGAUUCUUCAUUAUGGUAUAACUUAAAAUUUUGUAAAAUUACUGCAUCAAAAGUGUAUGAGUUGUCUCGAUGUGGAAUGUCUGACGGAUCGUUGGUUAGAAGCGUUUUAGGACAGAGUAGUAAAACAUCAGAAGCAAUGAAACGAGGGCUUAAUCUAGAAAGUAAGGUUAUCGAAGUAAUUAAGAAAUAUUAUAAAAAUGUGAAGCGAUGUGGACUUUUCCUUCAUCCGCGAUAUCCAUCAAUGCAACUACUGUGUUUGAAAUAAAAUGCCCGUUUAAGGAAGACAACAUAAAGUAUUACAUUGAUGAAGAUGGAAAGCUCAAGCAUAAAGUAAAUUGCCAAAUUCAUUUGCAAAUGAU
Molecule: messenger RNA, 1154 nt
Organism: Wyeomyia smithii (pitcher-plant mosquito)
Lineage: Eukaryota; Metazoa; Arthropoda; Insecta; Diptera; Culicidae
Exons: 2
Coding region: 50-1060 (336 amino acids)
Source: RefSeq, a predicted model, not a curated record